CUCCAGCCGCCGCUCUCCCGCCGCGGCUCCGGCCCAGGCCUCAUCCUGAUCCUUCCAGGCCCCGGCGCCAUCCCGCAACUCGCCCCCGGCGCCGAAAAGCCGCUCGACCCCGAGCCGCUGCUCAAAUGGGCCGAGGAGGGCUUCGCCGUUGUUGCCAUCACCCUGCCCGAGCCUGAGAUGGAACUCACCGGCGACGACGCCUCAGCCUCAGACGUCGUCAACUUGAUCCGGGAUGCUGUGGAUGCGCUCCGGAAGCAUGAAAGCGUCGACACCAAAGACAAGUUCGCCCUGGUCGUGUAUGAAGAGGCCAUCAUCAGCUCACUGCUCCUCGACGCCGACCGCCUGCAGCAACAUGGAAUCGCGGGCAUCGUCGCCUUCUCCAACGCCGCUCCCGAAAUCACCACUUCGAUCCCGCUGCUCGCUCACACCGGCACGGCUUCGAAACCAAAGUUCGACGACAGUGAUGAGCAAAAGUCCAAUGUGACGGUGCACUGUUAUCCCGAGACAACGCCUCACUUCAUUUUCCCCUCCGCCGCGGCGUACAACAACGCUGCUGCUAAUAUGUCUCACACACGCAGUCUAGUCUUUUUACGAAAACAUCUUGGCGGGCCGACGUUUGAUCUCGAGGCUAUCUGGGAGGAGCACUGCUACUGGGAAUUCGAAGGGCGAAGUGUGGCCAAAACCAUGGCGACCAUGGUGGCGGAGCCAUAUGUUAAUCACGUCCCAACGAUGACGGGAGGCAUCGGCCGUGAGAAACUAACCGCCUUUUACCGCGAUCACUUCAUUUUCUGCAACCCCCCAGACACGCACCUCAAGCCCGUCUCCCGCACCGUCGGCCCAGACCGCAUCUUCAUCUUCUGCUGCACCCACACGCAGCAUAUCCCCGCCCUCAUCCCCGGCAUCCCCCCCACCAACAAGCCCCUUGCCAUCCCCAUGGUCGGCGUCAUCAACGUCCGCGGCGAUAGGCUCUACCACGAGCACAUCUGGUGGGAUCAGGGAACAGUGUUGCGCCAGCUGGGCAUCCUGCCAACCCACUUGCCGUAUGAUGGUGGCGUUGUCAAGCUGCCUGUUGCAGGAGUCGAGUGCGCGAGGUUGGUGCUAGAUGAGCGGGAUGGGACAUGCAAUGAGAUGAUUGAG
Molecule: messenger RNA, 1137 nt
Organism: Trichoderma virens Gv29-8
Lineage: Eukaryota; Fungi; Ascomycota; Sordariomycetes; Hypocreales; Hypocreaceae
Exons: 5
Biological process (GO): polyketide metabolic process
Source: RefSeq, a predicted model, not a curated record